GAGCAACAGUUGCGGAGCGCAAGGUUUUGCUGGGAGAGAAACCCCAUAGACAAACAUAGAGUGAUCCAAUGAAGCUUUUGCUCCAAUCCCUCACUGGGCACUACAGGUCAGUGGCUCGAGUUCUGGGACGCCGGUACUUCGCGGCGUCCACCGAAGAAUACGCCAAGCGAAACUACGCCAACAAUGCCUCCGAGUACAACACUGUCGUCGGCGCCCUCACUGCCCAGAGAAGGCAUUUCUUGUUGAGGGAUGUGUACGAUGACAUGAUGCUGGACGGGGUGCAGCCCACGAGGGACGUGUUCCACUCGCUGAUAGUGGGGACAUUGAAAGGCGCGCGCUUGGAGGAUGGUUUCUACUUCAGGGACCAAAUGAAAGCCAUGGGUUUGCUUCCUGAUGUUAAUUUAUACAACAUUUUGAUAUCAUUAUGCGGGAAAUGCAAAAACUCGGACCAUGCAAUCCAGAUGUUGGAGGAAAUGAAGAAAUCUGAAGUAAAGCCAAAUGCGCAGACUUUUAUCUGUUUACUCAAUGCAUGUGCAGCAGCAGGCCGAUUAGAUCGAGUGUAUGCAAUUGUCCGUGAUAUGACUGCUGCUGGUGUUGGGUUGAACAAGUUCUGCUAUGCCGGACUUAUAGCUGCACACAAGAACAAGACACCUGUAGCAGAUGAUUUCGCCACCAAAGUCAUUGAGUUUGUUGAGCGGUCUAAGGCGUUUUUAGCAGUUGAUAAUACAAGCGUCACUGCUGAAAAUUUGAUGAUGGGCAUUUCAGAAGAGGAGUUGUAUAAUUUACCCACUGCUGAAUUUGUUCAUAGGCGUGGGAAUUUUUUAGUUAGACAACUAACGGUUUAUCAUGUUGCACUUCAUGCUUGUGCAGACCUCAGGAAUGUAGAGGUGAUGGAGACUCUGUUGGAAAUGCUAAAGAAUGAUGGAAAAACUCCUGAUGUCUUCAUCGUGAUGCAAGUUAUGAGGUGUUAUCUACAUUCUGGAGACAUUGAUCGUGGUCUUAAAACUUUUGAAGACUACAUGAAUUCAGGGAAUCCUCCUUCGAUAGAACUAUAUGUGAUACUUAUCGAGGGAGCCAUGGUUGGGUAUACUCCCAAGGGACUGCAACUUGCUCAAGACACACUGGUAAAUAUGAAUUCCAGGGGAUUCUUCUUGAGCCAAAAAAUGGGGAGUGAUCUCCUCCUUGCAGCUUCUGGAGAAAAGACUGGUGGAUAUACGAUUGCCAACUAUAUAUGGGAUAUGAUGCAAGCUCACAAGAUUCCCCUCUUAUUUCCUGCUGUGGAAGCAUAUUACAAGGGCUUAAGAGACCGUGAGAUACCCGAAGACGAUCCACGACUGAUACUUGUUUCUCGGACUUACGACAACCUUCGCCCAAGAGCCGGACGGCCUUAGUUGGAUGAUAAGAAAAGAUGUCUUUAGGAUUAUUUCAGAUGGAAUGCAAGGAAACAUUUGUGCUGACCCAACCUCUGCUGUAUUAAGGAUCAUGUUGAAUACGUUGAAAUGUGGCUCUUUGAAAUUGUUCUUUAGCUUCAUACACCGAUUUGUUCAAAUUUUUGUUAGAAGAGAGAGAUGUUUCAAUGACAUGAUCUCGAUUUCUAAUCUCUUAUAUUUAAUAAGAAAACGUGUGCAUAGAGCCCAUAUAAAGUUUUACUA
This is a messenger RNA of Corylus avellana, 1652 nucleotides long. RefSeq names its product Pentatricopeptide repeat (PPR) superfamily protein. The record is from RefSeq and is a predicted model, not a curated record. NCBI's taxonomy places the organism in Eukaryota, Viridiplantae, Streptophyta, Magnoliopsida, Fagales, Betulaceae. Gene Ontology annotation, cellular component: mitochondrion. Gene Ontology annotation, molecular function: protein binding.